Molecule: messenger RNA, 1140 nt
Organism: Anopheles coustani
Lineage: Eukaryota; Metazoa; Arthropoda; Insecta; Diptera; Culicidae
Product: leucine-rich repeat-containing protein 15-like
Exons: 2
Coding region: 1-1140 (379 amino acids)
Cellular component (GO): extracellular matrix
Molecular function (GO): protein binding
Source: RefSeq, a predicted model, not a curated record
AUGGCAGUAUUGCGGAGCUCUUCUAACGCGUCGACAAUAGAAAUCAACAAGUUGAUCCUAUCCUCAGCACCAUCCGGAUCAGUUUUGUUGCGUUUGGCCCAGUUCGCAGAUUCACUGUAUCUACUAGGAUACAAAGAUCCGGUGUUUCAGAUACUCGAAGGAACGGAUUUUCUCGAAAUAAGUAUCCAGGGCAAAGGGCUUCGUUCGUUCGUGGUAAACGGCAUCAAUAAUUGGCUUACUUCACUGGAUCUGGUAGAAACGUCACUCGAUCGGAUCCCAACAACAAUCGGUAAUAUACGAGCUCUACAAGCACUAAGCAUUUAUCAGAGCAACGUUGGCAGAGUGAACUUCGAUGCGUUCCUGAACAAUCGUGCCUUACAGUAUCUCUACAUCGAUGAAGGUCGCAUUACCGAGCUUUCUCCAACCAGUGGCAAGGACGCGAUCCUGCCUAUCGCAUACCUUUCACUGGCCGGCAACCGACUCGUGCAUGUUGACAUGGCAGUGUUUCGAUCGUUACCAAAUUUGGUUGAGAUAAAUUUGAGAGAGAACCCAAUUCAAUCCAUCGAUAGCAGCUCUCUCGUGACGUUGCCUGCCCAGCUCACUAGGCUUCUACUGCACUUUAAUCGACUGAGUUCGAUUCCGACACAAUUGGGGAAGCUCAAGAGUCUAUGGUGGAUCACGUUGGGCAAUAACUCCAUCAAAGACGUCGAUCUAGCUCCUCUAGCCCGCUUACCAAUGUUGAACACGAUUGACAUCGACAACUGUAACACCGAGCGCGUCUACAGCAGCGUUGUGCCACUAGUCCUACCCAGUUUAGCCUCGUUGGCGUUGUUUCAAAAUAACGUGCGCCGUUUCAACCUGACCGGUUGCGAACUACCUAGCAUUAAGUCCAUAGCUCUUUACAGUAACCAGCUGAGGGUGGUGCCGGGUGUUAUUAUACGCUAUCCUGAGCUGCGCAUGAACUUGAUCGAUAAUCCAAUACAGUGCGACAUGCUUCAGGCCUACAAGACAGCGAUCGCUAGUGGCCGUUUGAUGCUCGACAGAACAGCUAAGGAUUUAUGCUCUGCUGGGAACUUUAUCUAUAACGACCAGGGUAACUUCGUUUGCUGUAUCGCCAAAGAGCUACAAAAACAAACCUGA